Cuscuta campestris is the source of this 1131-nucleotide messenger RNA. The record is from the annotation of a GenBank genome assembly. Lineage: Eukaryota; Viridiplantae; Streptophyta; Magnoliopsida; Solanales; Convolvulaceae.
CCCUGCCGCCUAUGAUUGGGACGCCGGAAAAGGCCAAGCAGGGGCGACCAAUUGGCUUGUUUUCCUCCAAGGAUCCGGCUGGUGCUUGAACACCACCGCCCAUAGUUCCGUCCAAAGCUGUGCGGAACGGGCAAACACAUGCAGACAUUGGCUCUUCCCACCGCGCAUGCAUCCUUUGAAUUUCUCCCAGCUUCAUGUUCUUUCCCCUCACUCCAGUGACACACAUUUUUACGACUGGAACCGUGUGGUGGUGAGGUCUUGUGACGGCGGAUCAUACUCCGGCGACGCCGACAAGCCCGAUCCUGUCACUGGCCUUCACUACAGGGGCGCGAGGGUAUUCCGCGCUGUCGUGGAGGACUUAAUGGCGAGGGGGUUGAAAAACGCCCGUAAUGUCCUCCUGGCCGGUGGUUCGUCAGGCGGGCUCGGGGUCAUGGUGCACUGUGACCGAUUCCGGCGCCUCUUCUUGGGGAACACGAGGGUUAAGUGCUACGCCGAUAGCUCUCUCUUCCUUCGCGUCAGAGACCCCCGCCGCGCGAAGUUUUUCAACGACGUCCUUGGCAACGUUGUGGGUGUGCAACGUCUGGACAACGUGUUGCCCGGACGGUGCACUUCGAGGCUAGGCGCGACGGUGUGUUUCUUCCCUCGAAACCUGGUGCGGUAUAUCGAAUCGCCGUUCUUCAUUUUGAACUCGGCGUUCGACUCGUACCAGGUUAGGAACACGUUUUCGGAGGCCUUGCACGACAAUGUCAUGCACCACAACGUUAGCCGGAGCGACAUGGCACUCCUCCGAGACUUCCGGGGCCAAACAAUCGGAGCCCUGCCACCGCCAAGUGGCACGAAGGGGUACCUAAUAACAUCCCUCUUCAUGCACAGUCUCGGUACGGUGCAAGGCUUCAAAAGGCCAAUGUUCUGGGCAAAAGUCAAAGUCUUUUGAGAGUGUGUUGGUCGAUUGGUUUUUCGAUCGAGCCACCAAUGUCCAUCUCAUAGACCCCGCGAAACAGCCCUUUUAUUGAACGCCCCAUGGAGUUGAGGAGAUGACAUCAACUUAAAUAAAUGAGUUUAAUUAGUUGAUGUGAAUAAUGUGUAAUUAGCAAUGUGUCGUUAACUACUUAAUGAAUACUCCGUGUUAUU